AUGCCGUCGAAGGCUUACUAUAGUAAUAGAGUUAAUGCCCAGCGGCAAAGACGUGCGGAAAGACGCAGACGCGCAAAUACGUUGCCUGUGGAUACAUCUUGUUCUGAUUCUGAUGGUCUUGAGAGUGAUGAAACUGACGUCAUGACUGGGAGUGUGAUGGAUAAUAAUUUAAGAACAACUAGUACAAGUUAUAAUGAUUUAAUCGAUUACAUUGCUGAUGAACAUGACAAUAUGCUUAAUGGUUCCAACAUCGUUGAUAAUUCAUCCCGUCUUUAUUCGAAUAGUGAACAUUCUGUUAUUUCCGCUACAAAAUUAGUUCUUGAUUUUGCCACCAGUUCGAAUCUCAACAAACAAAGCAUCAUGAAAUUGUUGAAACUUAUUAAGUCUCUUUUGCCGCCACCGAUUGUGCUGCCAACGUCCCUCAAAUCUAUUUUAAAAGCUUUUGGUCGUAUCAGUUCUUUUUAUACUAAAUUUAUUUGUGAACGUUGCGGUGGUGAUACUGUGAAGAGCAGUUAUGGUGUCAGAAAAUGUACAAACUCAAAAUGCUCAUAUCACAAACAGAAUUUGCUCAAUGCUCGUGUUACGGAAUGUGUUACACUCGAUAUUCGAGCUAGACUUCAUGGAAUCAUGAAAGCAAAUGCCAAGUUAUUCUUGAACAGAAAUGAAUUAACUCCUGUAGGAGAUAUUGUGAAUUUUCGUUAUUACUAUGAAAAUACUAACGAUAAAAAAGUGAGUGGGAACUAA
Molecule: messenger RNA, 744 nt
Organism: Rotaria sp. Silwood2
Lineage: Eukaryota; Metazoa; Rotifera; Eurotatoria; Philodinida; Philodinidae
Source: the annotation of a GenBank genome assembly